This is a messenger RNA of Pteropus alecto (black flying fox), 2894 nucleotides long. It is a transcript of the gene MPZL2, whose product is annotated as myelin protein zero like 2. The coding region runs from base 196 to 840 and encodes 214 amino acids. The transcript is spliced from 6 exons. Gene Ontology annotation, biological process: cell-cell adhesion. NCBI's taxonomy places the organism in Eukaryota, Metazoa, Chordata, Mammalia, Chiroptera, Pteropodidae. Gene Ontology annotation, cellular component: membrane. The record is from RefSeq and is a predicted model, not a curated record.
CCUUUCAUUCCAGCAAAGUGCACCAGCAGAGCAAGGAUGAGUCACAGGCUCGAGCGCUCAGAUUCCCAUAGGUGAGGAACUGACUCCUCAGACUAAGAAAACGUGGGUGCUCACUCCUCAGCAGUGGCCUUGGCAGGGUGUCGGAGCCCUCAGUCUGCCCGGUCUGGUCGCUGGAGCCAGGGCUGGGUUUCCCUCAUGUAUGGCAAGAGCCCUACGCGUGCCGUGCUUCUCCUUGGCAUACAACUCACAGCUCUUUGGCCUACAGCAGCUGUGGAAAUUUACACCUCCCGAGUGCUAGAGGCUGUCAACGGGACAGAUGUUCGGUUAAAAUGCACUUUCUCCAGCUUUGCCCCUGUGGGUGAUGCUUUGACAGUGACCUGGAAUUUCCGUCCACGAGAUGGGGGGCCUGAGCAGUUUGUAUUCUACUAUCAUGUGGAUCCCUUCAGACCCAUGAGAGGGCGUUUCAAGGAUCGGGUGGUCUGGGAUGGGAACCUUCAGCGUUAUGACGUCUCCAUCAUCCUCUGGAAGCUGCAGUUUGAUGACAAUGGGACAUAUACCUGCCAGGUGAAGAACCCACCUGAUGUUGAUGGGCUGAUAGGGGAGAUCCAGCUCAGCGUUGUGCAGACUGUACGCUUCUCUGAGAUCUACUUCCUGACUCUGGCCAUUGGCUCUGCCUGUACGCUGAUGGUCAUAAUAGUAAUUGUGGUGGUCCUCUUUCAGCAUUUCCGGAAAAAGCGAUGGGCUGAAAGAGCUCAUAAAGUGGUGGAGCUAAAAUCAAAAGAAGAGGAGAGGCUCAACCAAGAAAAAAAGGUUGCUAUUUAUUUAGAAGACACAGGCUAACAUUCCUAGAUGGAAGUUGAAGAUUUCCAAGAACAAGAACCCUAGGAUAAACUGAAGUUAAUGGAACCUUUGGCUCUUUCAUUUGUGACCUGUCUUCUAACCAACUCUGCAGUACAUAACCACCUAGACAAGCAACAUCUCUCUGGAGCCAGCAUAGGGCCCUUCUAGAGCAGAUACCACAAGACUCACACACAGCCCCAUUACUAAGGUUUUAUUUAAUUUUAGAGUGCAAAUAUUUUUCAAAUUCUUAAUAGCUUUUGUAUACUAUGAAGCUACACUUUUGCCCUUAACUACUCCUUUUGGAUUAUGACUUGUAUACAUAUAUUGGCAGCAAACGGGAUAAAAGCCAAUUUGUCUAUCACGACAUUUCCUUUAAGAUAUUAGUUUCUUUAGAGCAGCACUCUUGCUACUAAAGUUAGUGUUUACUUUUUCCUUCUCACACUCUCAAUUAAAGGUGAGCUAACUCUUCCAGCUGUUUUUUAUUGAUUAACAUAAAAUCCUAAUUUUUUUGUAGUUGAACUCCUAAAUUUAAUUUUUUUAAACUCUUAAAUUUUAUAAGAAAAUCCUAAAUUUAAACUGUUAAAGAACAGUUUGAUAUUUAUGGCUCUCCUUAAGUAUAGGACAUAUCUUGUUCUAUUGAAUUUGUUUUAAUAUCUUAGAUGAUAGUUUUUCUUUUUUAGUCAAUUGAUCCAAGGACAAGUCUAAAUCACUGAGCAACUAGAAAAAAUUAUGUAAAUGCUAAUAGACUGAAAAAUGCACCUCAGGAUGAACUGCUUGUUACCUUUUUGCUGCACUGUGAAAAACAAUCAACAGUGCAGGUCUUUUUUGAGCAGUAAAUGACUGCUAAGCUUACUGUGUAUUUUCCCCUAAUUCGAUUACCUAUAAAAACAAAGCAAAGUUUAUGCUCAUUUGUUUGUAGACUGGAAUCAUUAAAUAGAAGAGUUCUGAAAUAGUAUAUUAAGACUUUAAAAACGUAGGGUUGAUGAAAACAUUCAACCCUAAAUGAUGAUAACUUGUACAGUGUUACACAAAGAACUGGAAGAGAUUAUUUAAAUUUUUCCUUUAUUUUUUUCAAAUUUGCUUGCAUAUUUUGGGUAGAGAGAAUUUGAUAUGGGGCAAAGAAAUCCCCAAACCAACAGAAUGAAACCAACUUUAUUCUUUUUUCUCUUCUACUAGUAGAUAAAGCAAACUUUACAAGUGGGCUAUGAAAAGAAGGCAGCUUUUUAUAAAAUGUCUAGUUUCCUGGAGUCUUUCCAAACUUAAGCUACAGUAGCAUUUAUUCAAAAGAUAGAAAAUAUCUAAAAGUUUAGGGCCCCUCAAAAUCUUUAUAGCAUGGUAUUUUCAGUUUUCACUGAAUGGGCUGAGGAUGUUAUUUCUUUUAACAAACUGGAAUUUUCAAAUAGGCUAUCUGUAUUUAAAGAUGCUGAACGUUGAUUUUUUCCUAAUAGUUAAAAAAGUUGGUAUAAUUUACAUAUGAACUUGAUUCUGAAAAACAUUCCAUACCUGUCUCAUUUUGCCUAUUGCACUGUCUAUAAAGGUGAAAUUUCAAUACCCAGUUUGAAACUAAAAAUUAGAUUUAAAGUUUAUAUUACUUUCAAUUCACAUUUUCUAUUUUUCUCCAUAAUUCGCCCUUUCAAAAUAUAAAAACUGGAUGUUUCUUCAAACAGAUGGCCUGAUGUUCCAUAAGUGUAAUGAAGAAGUAGUUAAAAACUCAUGGAAAGUCUUUCCAGCAAAACUUGUAGCAGUGUCUUGGCUAAAUACUCAAGGGUUAAUAUGGUCCUGUUGUUCAGUGUCUUCUACCUAAAGAGAACUUUUGUAUUGUAAUUUAUUUUUUAUUGUGCCUUAAACAUUUAUGUAAAUAACCUUUAGUAAUAAAGAAUUCUCAGUUAUGUAAUUUACUUAUAUACAAAUCUAGAAAUUUUACAUAGCAGGUUAACAGAACACAGAUGGUUAUAUAUUUUACCUUCACUGAAAAUCUUCUUUGAGGCAGCCUGGAAGUCAAUAAUGGAUAGGAUUUCUACUGGAUAAAUAAACCUAUAUGGAAUUUCACAGAA